Molecule: messenger RNA, 5472 nt
Organism: Homo sapiens (human)
Lineage: Eukaryota; Metazoa; Chordata; Mammalia; Primates; Hominidae
Gene: STAM2
Product: signal transducing adaptor molecule 2
Exons: 14
Coding region: 122-1699 (525 amino acids)
Biological process (GO): macroautophagy; multivesicular body assembly
Cellular component (GO): ESCRT-0 complex; early endosome membrane; cytoplasm
Molecular function (GO): ubiquitin binding; phosphatidylinositol binding
Source: RefSeq, marked reviewed
AAGUGCAGGGACGGAGGCCGAAGCGGAGCGGUCUAGGGAGCCGCGGCCGCGGGUCACCCGGCGGGUAGCAGUUGCUGAGUGUCAGCUAGACAGCAGCGACUAGGGCUCGGGCGCCGGCGAGAUGCCUUUGUUCACCGCCAACCCCUUCGAGCAAGACGUGGAAAAAGCCACGAAUGAGUACAACACUACAGAAGAUUGGAGUCUUAUUAUGGACAUAUGUGACAAAGUUGGAAGUACUCCUAAUGGAGCGAAAGAUUGCCUAAAAGCCAUAAUGAAAAGGGUAAAUCAUAAGGUUCCACAUGUUGCUCUGCAAGCACUAACUCUUCUUGGGGCUUGUGUGGCAAACUGUGGAAAGAUAUUUCAUUUAGAAGUAUGUUCCCGUGAUUUUGCAACAGAAGUACGUGCUGUGAUUAAAAAUAAGGCACAUCCUAAAGUAUGUGAAAAACUGAAAUCUUUAAUGGUGGAGUGGUCAGAAGAAUUUCAGAAGGACCCUCAGUUUAGUCUGAUAUCUGCAACUAUUAAAUCUAUGAAAGAAGAAGGAAUUACUUUUCCUCCAGCAGGUUCUCAGACUGUCUCAGCUGCUGCCAAGAAUGGUACGUCAUCGAACAAAAACAAAGAGGAUGAAGACAUAGCUAAAGCUAUUGAAUUAUCGCUGCAAGAACAGAAACAGCAACACACAGAAACAAAAUCCUUAUAUCCAUCUUCAGAAAUUCAGUUAAAUAAUAAGGUUGCACGGAAAGUGAGAGCUUUAUAUGAUUUUGAAGCUGUUGAGGACAAUGAACUCACCUUUAAACAUGGUGAAAUAAUUAUUGUUUUGGAUGACAGUGAUGCCAAUUGGUGGAAAGGAGAAAAUCACAGAGGAAUAGGACUUUUCCCAUCCAAUUUUGUAACAACUAAUUUAAACAUAGAGACUGAGGCAGCGGCUGUGGACAAAUUGAAUGUAAUUGAUGAUGAUGUGGAGGAAAUUAAGAAAUCAGAGCCUGAGCCUGUUUAUAUAGAUGAGGAUAAGAUGGAUAGAGCCCUGCAGGUACUUCAGAGUAUAGAUCCAACAGAUUCAAAACCAGACUCCCAAGACCUUUUGGAUUUAGAAGAUAUCUGCCAACAGAUGGGUCCAAUGAUAGAUGAAAAACUUGAAGAAAUUGAUAGGAAGCAUUCAGAAUUGUCUGAAUUGAAUGUUAAAGUCCUGGAAGCUCUGGAACUAUAUAACAAAUUGGUGAAUGAAGCACCAGUGUACUCAGUCUAUUCAAAGCUCCACCCUCCAGCACAUUACCCACCUGCAUCAUCUGGGGUUCCAAUGCAGACAUAUCCAGUUCAAUCACAUGGUGGAAACUAUAUGGGUCAGAGCAUUCACCAAGUAACUGUUGCCCAAAGCUAUAGCCUAGGACCCGAUCAAAUUGGUCCACUGAGAUCUCUGCCUCCAAAUGUGAAUUCCUCAGUGACAGCACAGCCUGCUCAAACUUCAUAUUUAAGCACUGGACAAGACACUGUUUCCAAUCCUACUUAUAUGAACCAGAACUCUAACCUACAGUCAGCUACUGGUACAACUGCUUACACACAGCAAAUGGGGAUGUCUGUGGAUAUGUCAUCUUAUCAGAACACUACUUCCAAUUUGCCUCAACUGGCAGGCUUUCCGGUGACAGUUCCAGCUCAUCCAGUUGCACAGCAGCACACAAAUUACCAUCAGCAGCCUCUCCUUUAGAAACAAAUCAAGCAUUUUCUUGAAAGCCUUCAUAAGUGUAUUAUUCAGUCCUUGUGAUACCAACCUGAAAAUAUUAAAACUUUUUUCCCUCUCAACUCAAAAGGACCAUGAAUAAAUAAAGCACAAAAACCUCUCUUAUUCUACAAGGCCAUAAAAGGUUUUUUUUUUUUUUUUUUUUCAGUCCAGUUUGUUUGAAGUCAAUCUUUUCAUCAGAGGCAGCUUAAAGAUGCUUUCAGUUAGUUUUGUCUUACUUUCAGAUUUCUCUACAUAAAUCUAGAUACUCAUUAAGUAGCCUUAUGACAAACAGUAUGAGAUACUUAUGACAAACUCGCUCUGUCACCCAGGCUGGAGUGCAGUAGCAUGAUCGACAGAGUGAGUUUGUCAAAAGUAUCUCAUACUUAUAAACAGUAUGAGAUAGGAGGAUUAAAAUAUUAUUUUAAAGAAACCACUGUUUCCCCCUAAAAUGUCAUAAGAGCACUGAAGAACUUGAAAUAUUUUUUUCAGAGUUUCUCACACACUUUAAAAGUCUAACUUUUUUGUGUGUAAGCAUUUAGCUUGCCAGCAUAUUUCUUUUUGGCUCCUUAAAUUGCGGUUGUGUUUGCAGUAUUGUCACUUUUGCUCUCACUGUUAUGUUGAAUAAUAAUUAGCAUAUAAUUGUCUACAGAAGCAAGAGCAAUCUGGAAGGAACAAAAAUGUUUUCUGUGAUUAACAGUGAAGACCUUGUAAAUGCAGAUGUGUGAUAAAGCAUUUAGUCAGUCCCCCAAACAGUCAUGCCAACUGUGAAGGAAUGUCCCACAAAACAUUUCCAUUCCCUGAGGAAAAACAUUUUCUUUCCUACAUGUAUCUCUGGUAUUUAGAAUUGUCACUAAUAACCUUUUCAAGUGAUUUUGGCUAUUCUCUAAUGAAGAUAUGGUCCAUUUGUUUUUCUUCCUGCAAUGUGGUGUGCAGAGAUGCUGCAUAUCCUUUUUAUGGGAUUGCGUGUGAAUUUGAACCAUGAGACAUUCCUAAUAAUUUGUUGUGAGAUAUACCAAGCAUGGAUGAUAAGUGUGUUUUUAGUGGUGUGUUGUUUUUUUAAAGAGGUGAUUCAAGUACCGUUGCUAAGCUGUCAACAUACCAAGCUGUUGAAAAAAUUGACCAUUUCUUUCAGAAGUAAUUCUCAGCCUGUGGAAUAAUAGCAGGUGAAGACUUCAUAGAAGGCGACAGAUUGAUAGGGAGGCUAUUGAAGCAGUUUUUCUGAAGCCUGCAUUUUGAGUUAGUUUAUAGUGCUAAUAGAUUCUAUAUAACUGUGAGAGUUUGGUAGUAAACCAGUAGGGAUUGUUUUCUCUCCUAAAAAUUUGCACACUACUUCAUUGUCUACCAACUUUUUACAUAUUGGAAAAUAGAAAUUGCAAAUACAUACAUGUAUGGAAACAUAUUCAGAUUGGGAAAAACAAUGGACAUUAGUUUUUAAAAAGUUACGUGGAAGCAAGAUUUCUAUAUUUGUUUUUUUAAAGGAAGCAGUCAUUCUUUCUACUAAAUCCAUUUCAAGCUAGUUCUCUGAAAAUUUUGCCAUUUAUCUACAGAAAUUUGAUUAUAAAUAUGUUCCUUUUUCAAAGAAACUUUAUUCUAGAACAAAAUAGUCUAUAUGGUACUUGAUCUACAUUUAAGUGGAAAAAUUAGCAGUAUUUGAAAGCUCAGUUUAUGUCAUUGUCUUAACUUCAGAUACAAAUAACUGAACAGAAAGUUUUAACCUUUAAUAUCUCAUGUUCUGUUUUUUAUUCAGUAUUUUCCUUUAUGUUAAUUCAAUUAUAUACUUCUGAAUGGCACCUUACUUUUUGGAAACAAAUCUUCUGUUAUUUACAAAAUAAUAAUUUUUAAAAAACAUUUAAAAAAAAUCCAAAGCUGCUCUCGAUAAUAGUCAACAUUUGCAUAUAUAUGGAAUUUCUUACUUUUUUUCUCCCAAACUCUAUUUAAUAAACUUAUUUUAAUGUUUGUGUAUUUCAUGUAUAAUUGUGAUCUCAAUUAUAAAAGUUUAAUUCAGCAUGUCUUUGAGCCAAUAUAAUUACUGCACACCCACUAAAUUGGGAUCAGCCAUUAUAAAUAAUGUAGUUUUAGAAUAAUAAAACAUGACACAUAUAUAUAUAUAUAAAUAUAUAGUAUAUAUUGGCACAUCGGUGAAAGUUUAUAUGUGCAGAAGUUUUUUUCUUUCUCAAGUUAAAAAUUAUUUUUUGCCAUAUGUAAUUUUGUGUUGCAGGCUGUCGAGAGAUAAAAAUGAUUUUAAAUCUGUGUACUGAUGAUUCUUUCGGUGUUAAGAAACACAGGGUUGUGUACUUCCCUUUUUAUGGGCUUAUGGAUUCUAUUUAUAUUAAGACCUGUUUAUAAUUGUUUUCUGCCAAAGGGAAUUGUCUAACUUCAGAUUUCUACAUUGGGUUCAUACUUACUGUUUUAUAUCAGAAAUAAAAAAAUAGCUUCUGCUUUUUCAUAUGAAAUCUUGGUACAUCAGAAAGAAUUCCUGAAAAUUUAUAAUAGAAUGAAUUUUAUUAAUGCAGAAAAAUACCCCAGGGUGUUAAAAUAUAUGAAGUGUGGGAUAUAUUCUUAUAGUUUGUAAAAUGUAGUCAACCAAUACUGUCUUCUAAUUUGGUAAUUUAUUUAUAAAAUUACUUAAACAUUAGGUAAUUAUAUUUGUUAGGAUUUGAAAUUAUUUGUAGUUAAAUUGUCAUGCUGUUUGAAAUAAUUGAUACUUGUCUACGUAAUACAUUUUACUGUAUGUUUUGAAGAUGGUUAUAAUUUCACUUUCAAAAUUUAAAAAAUCAAUUUUAAAUGUUUUAAAAACAUAUAGCUUAGGGAUUUUUUUUAAAAAGGUUUUCUUAGUAAAAACAUAAAUUUAAAAGCCCCUGAGUUCUAGGAGAGGGCUUAUUGAAUUGCUAUAAGAAAGCUGGAGUUACUUUGAUAAGUAAUAAAUUAUAAAUAGCACUGAUCUAUAAUGCUUUAUUUCUAUCGGAAGGUACUUUUUCUUCUUUCAUCAUCAGUUUUAGCCAGUUAGUAAAUGGGAAUACUCAGUUUUAGGGAUUUGAUUUUUGUUUGGUUUAAUUUUCUUUCAAAAAUUAAAAGUAUAUUUCUAAAAGUUUUCCCCAGAGGCCAGAUACAGUGGCUCAUGCCUAUAAUCCCAGCACUUUGGGAGCCUGAGAUAGGAGUAUUGCUUGAGGCUAGGAGUUUGAGACCAACCUGGCAACAUGGCAAGACCCUAUCUCUACAAAAAUUUUAAAACUUAGCCAGGUGUGGUAGUGCACCUGUAGUCCCAGCUAGUCAGUAGGCUGAGGUGGGAGUAUUGCUUGAGGCUGCAGUGAGGUGUGAUCACGCCACUGCACUCCGGCCUGACAGAAUGAGAUCCUGUCUCAAAAAGAAAAUUCCCCAGAAGAAGAAUUCUAAUUUUAUCAAGCUGAAUUAAAGUUUGAGAGUCUUUUUUUUAAAAUCUUACUGUGUCAAAAGAGGCAUUAUGUUGCUUGUGUGAUAUAGUGAAUAGUGUCCCUCCAAAUUUCAUGUACACCUGGAAUGUCACAAUGUGACUUAACAGUAGCCACCCCUCACCCCCGCCCUUAUCUGUGGUGGAUACAUUUGCAAGAUCCCCAGUGGAUGCCUGAAACCGCAGAUAGUACUGAACCUUAUAUAUACUGUUUGUUUUCCUAUGCAUACAUAUCCCUAUGAUAAAGUUUAUGAAUUUGGCACUUAACAGCAGAACUAAUAAGAUGAAAGAGUUGUAACAAUAUACUCUAAUAAAAGUUAUUUAAAAUGUA